UUCUCUCUGAAAACGGACUCAGUUUUGGUUUCAAUUCAAUGAAAAACAGGCGAAAUGCUCCUGAAAGUUGUACUAGUUAUAUUGUUCAUAUACUUAAUUGUGUUAAUUUUACUUAACGUGAAAACAGAACUGGAAACUACCUUCAACUUUAGCCAAGAUAUAGAGCACUUUAAUGCCACGUUGGCUCAGCUAUUGAAACCUCGUUACCCUGGUAGUUUUGGCCAUGAACAGGUGAUUGUUUACCUGAUGGAUGAGCUUAAAAAGUUGGGUUUUGGCGUCAUUUCCGAUAAGUUUUAUCUGGAAGCUCAUUUUACCAAUGUGAUGGGCAUUUGGAAUGAAAAGGCAAAGGAGAUGCUAGUCCUGUCCUGCCACUACGAUAGCCAAAGUCCCAGGGAGGGCGAAAACGAGACAUAUCUGGGAGCCACCGAUGGAGCUGUUCCAUGUGCUAUUAUCUUGAAUGUGGUCAAGACAUUGGGACCCUAUUUAAGAAGUAGUCUCAGGUCGCAAACUGAUUUGGGUAUUCUUUUAAUAUUUUUUGAUGGUUAUAAACCUUUGCCACAGUACCAUAUAGAUUUGAACAGAUUCAUGGGAUCACAACGCUUUAUUGAUGUGCAACCAGUUAAUUUAAAACGCAUGGUGCUUUUAAUCCACUUUAACUAUAUUGGAGCAGCUAAUCAAACGUAUAUGAGCUGUUUCGAGUACACCAAUUAUCUUCACGAUAAGAUUGCGGACAUAGAACAAGAUUUACAAGAAUCGGGAGAGUUGCAGGGCUCUCAUAUAUUGUUUCAAAAGUUACAGAUUCCAUAUUAUGGUCUUCCUGGCGAUUUUUAUCCCUUCUACGAAAAUGAUGUCCCUGUUCUAAAUAUAGCCCCUGAACACUUCUCUGAGUUCCAUAAUACCCCAGAGGAUAAUGUCGACAAAUUGCAUUGGCCCACUAUCCUAAACAUGGUCAAGAUAAUGCAAAGAUUUGUCCAUGGUAUUCUGGAUAACACUGUGUUAGAAUGGGAUGAUACCUACGACACGGACCAUGAUGAUUAAAAACAGAUAUUUCCUAAAGACGUUAUGGAAUUUCUAGAUUAUU
Molecule: messenger RNA, 1081 nt
Organism: Drosophila ananassae
Lineage: Eukaryota; Metazoa; Arthropoda; Insecta; Diptera; Drosophilidae
Product: glutaminyl-peptide cyclotransferase
Exons: 4
Coding region: 55-1038 (327 amino acids)
Molecular function (GO): glutaminyl-peptide cyclotransferase activity; zinc ion binding
Source: RefSeq, a predicted model, not a curated record